Messenger RNA from Diabrotica virgifera virgifera (western corn rootworm), 5139 nucleotides. RefSeq lists its product as uncharacterized. The transcript has 2 exons. NCBI's taxonomy places the organism in Eukaryota, Metazoa, Arthropoda, Insecta, Coleoptera, Chrysomelidae. Gene Ontology annotation, molecular function: zinc ion binding. The coding region runs from base 149 to 1732 and encodes 527 amino acids. The record is from RefSeq and is a predicted model, not a curated record.
GCAUUCGUUCAACGGACGGCAACGAAACGUGAAAGUCGAAAGCACAAAAUAAUUUAUAUUUUAUAAAUUUUGGAAGAGUUGUUUAUUCCACAAGUGGGUCUAUUCUACAAGUUUUUACUGUUUCCAUAUUAUUAUAUAUAAUAUUGAUAUGGCGUUUAUAAUUCCCGAUAAAGUAUUAGAGUCAUUAAUUUGUACCUUCUGCCAUAAAUACUUAUCGGUAAAACCCACAAGAGUUUAUCCAAAUAGAGAUGUAAAAUGUGGAAGGUGUGCAAUGGCCGAUAAACGAAAAAAACAAAGAGCAAGUGUUGAAUCGCUUUAUGGAAAAAUUGCUGAAAAAUUUUUAUUUAAAUGUAUUAACAGAUUUGAUGGUUGUCGAGAAUUGUUAGCGUAUUCCCAAGUUCGUGAUCAUGAAGAGGUAUGCCUGGAAAUCAUUCAUAAAUGUCCAAUUUGUUAUGAAGAAGUGACGAGUUUAAUGAUGCUUCGGCACUUUCAUUCCAACCAUAAGGAUGCGAUAUUGGAUUUUCCUGCAUUUGUUUUCAACUUGAGUCAUUAUUUAGAAACGACUGGUAUUUAUAUAUAUCAAGAAGAAGAUAAUUUAUUUUUCCUAUAUAUUAGCUAUAGUAAAUCAGAAAAUACAAUAAAAUUAGAAUUGGUUUAUAUGGGAAGUGAUAAAUUAGCUUCAAACAUAUACCACAAGUUUACCGUAACUAGUGUAAACAAAGAAUUUGAUAUUAACUGUAAGUCAAAACCUUCGUGUGCUAAUGCGUGUACCAUUGUGGAUGUAUCGAAUAUGUUACAUUUAAUAAAUGUUAAGUUUAAGUUAAUCUAUCAAAACUUACAAUUUUUCACUAUACCGGAAAAUGUUCAUUCGUCAAACAUUGAGAAUUCUUUAGAAAACCUAAAUCAAAAUCUAAAGGAUCUGACUGUAUCUGAAAAUGUGAAUUCAUCCUCGUCCAGCACUAAUAAUUCUUUGGAAGAACCGAAACCCAAUCAGGACAAAGUUCAGUUUAUUUGUGAAAGUCCGUUUGAGUAUACGACUCGAAUUGUUGAACUUUCUUCAGAAUAUAAUCCUCAAUGUUUUAAUUGUAAAGAAAUUUGCACCUUUUCCCUUUCUGACACGGAUGCACCAGAAUAUUAUUACAGUCCUACACAUAAUGAUUUUCUUUGUUUUUGUUGUUUUGUAUGGUUAACCCAUGAAAAUAAAAUUAAAGAAAAUCAUUUGUAUUUGAAAAAAUUGAUGAUAUCAAAUUUUCUGGGACGUUUCUGCAAAUGGAAUUGUGGUCAACAUUUCAAGUUUUCACAAAUAAUAUCACAUGAAGUAUUCUGUGCAAAGAGAAAUCAUUAUUAUAAUUGUCCUGUGCAAAAUUGUUCAACUAAAGGUUUUGCUUCAGCACUAAGAAAACAUUUGGAAACUGAGCAUCGUUUUUCGGUGUGUACGUCUAUCAUUCAAUUAGCUAAUACGACAAUGAACCAUUUCGUGUUCUUAGAAGAUCAAAUUGUACGUUUUAAACUAGAAUGCAAAUUCAUAGGUGGUGAUUCUUACUGUGGUAUCCCUAGUAGAUACGAAUAUAAAAUCGAAUGUGAAAUAAUAACAAACGAUAAUGAAAUAGAGUCAGAAUGGAAACCGCAUGUGCUCUGUUUUAGUGGGAACACAUUUAAACCACUAUCAGGUCUUCCUCUUUCAAGUUCACCCUCUGCUUGUAAAGCAAAGAUUGUUUUAGUGAAAAAAUAAUAAGAAAAUAUUCAUUGUGUAUGCAUUUAUCACAUUAACACUACAAUUUCUCAAAAUCAUCCUGUUGACUUAAAAUAAUCUGCAUUCACUUAUUAUUUCCCUGUUGUGUGACUCGACAUCUCGUAUAGUGUGUUCUAGAUCUAUAUUAAAAAGAAUACACGUGUCUCCCUGCCGUAACCCUGUGUGCAGGAUUAUGGCAGGAUAGUGUUUCAAAUGCUUGUGACAGAUCGCCUUGCAUUUGCAUCCUGCAGUUCACUUUACUCAUAAUUGUUUUUACAACCCUUAUUAAUUUGUGGGGAAUGUUGAGGUUCUUUCAUGGCUUCUAGACUUCAUACAGUGCGCUGGAAUAAGCGUUACACUCCCACCCCUAUUAACUUUGACAGGUUGAUUUUUAAAAUAACCAUAGUAUAUUAUAGCAUCAAUGUUUUGAACUUUACGCGAUCCAUCUUCAGGUAGCAGUCAUAACUUUGAUUUUUUUUUAAUGAGAAAGUACAUCAUGUGACACCUCAUUUAAAAUCUUUUGAAAUACUUUUUAAAAGCGUAUGCGCAAAAUUUCGAUCCAAUGUUAUUUAAAUGCAUUUAUUUUUUCUCGAAUACUGAAAAAACUAAUCAAGUAUUUUUAAAAAAUUUUAAACGCAUAAUGAAAGAUUACAUUAUUUCUGAGGGCCCAAAGUCCUUGAAAACUUCUAUAAUGUUUAUUUUAAUAAGUUACUGGGGUGAAAAAAAGAAACAUUCUUUUAAAAAGCAUUAGACCGAUAUUUGCGUCUACGCUCUUAAAAAGUAUUACACAUUUUUGCAAUCAGUAUUUCAAAAGCUGAGGUGUCACAUGAUGUACUUUCCCAUUAAAAAAAUCAAAUUUAUGACUGUCAUCUGAGGAGGGAUCGCAUAAAAUUCGAAACAUUGAUGCCAUAAUGUACUAUGAUUAUUUUAAAAAUCGACCUGUCUGAGCGUUUUGCUUAUGUGCUAAAAAUAAAUAAUAAGUUAGUAGGGAGGGGUAACACUUAUUCCAGUGCACUGUAUAAUUUACAUCUUGGGACGCUAUCAUACACAUACUUCCACUAGUCCACAAAGAGAUAAAACGUGCCAAUAUUUAAAUUCAUACCCAAAAUAAAUGUAGAAAGUAAUAUAUGCAUCGACGAAAAAAAUUAGACUCGAUGAGCAUUCUGUGACGACGAUAAUUGGACAAUAAAAAAAAUUGGAACUCAUGUGUGAGUUAUGUCAUGUGUGAGAACUACCCCAAAAAGAGAUGUUUUUUUUUAAUCAACAGUAAUUGUUUUAAAAAUGGACACUUCAUAAAAAAUGGACGAAAUUAAAACUCAUUUACUUCCUGUAUAAAUCAAUAGGUCUGGAUCCCGCGUAUGAAAAAAAAAGAAUGUGUGUGUACUUUGUACACACGUAAGAAGUUAUACUUCUAUUAUAUGAUUUCAACGAAAUAAAUAAUAUACAUUCAACAGGUUAUUUGUAUUUAAAGAUAUAAACUAAUUUUUACUUACUACUUUCCAAAAAUUUUUAUUAAAACAAUACUAAAAAUAAAAAAAAAAAAAGUUAGAUAUCACACGGAUUAGAACCGGCGACCUCUCGAUCUCCGGUCGAACGCGAUACCACCGAGCUAAACUCCCAUUGUUUUGACAGCUUACAAGAAAAAUUAUAAUAAAUAAUACAUUUAGUAAAAACACUAAUAUAUCUUUUUAAUGACUUAUUUUUAUCAGCGCUGACAGCGCUGAUACAUACAUAACUUGAAAGAUUAGCAACGAACUACCUACAUACUGUCUGUGUGCGCAUGCGCCCGGCCUUAUAAAAUUUCACUCUCGAUCGUAAAGAAGUAUAACUUCAAAAAAGUUGAUUAAUAACAAGCUGAAAAUUUGUUAAUAGCUUAAGGGUGUCUAGUCGGACAAACUUUGAUAUAUGGGAACACUGGAACAGGGGAAGUUUUAAUUGUGGAACAGGUUAAAAAUUUGGAACGGUCAGACCACGAAAAUGGCAUAUGUAUUUUGUCCGACAGAACAGACUUAAACUCUCCGAACAGAGGUUAAACUCUCAUGCAAAAAUCAGACUGCUAUUUAUCACCAAAUGGGCGUUUUAUUGAGUGGAACAUGUAGAAUUUGUCAAAUGACAGGAAUUAUGACAGGUGAUAAAUAGCAGUCUGAUUUUUGCAUGAGUGUUUAAUUUCUGUUCGGAUAGUUUAAGUCUGUUCUGUCGGACAAAAUAAAUGUGCCGUUUUCGUGGUCUGACCGUUCCAAAUUUUCAACCUGUUCCAAAAUUAAAACUGUCCCUGUUCCAGUGUUCCCAUAUAUCAAAGUUUAUCCGACUAGACACCCUUAAGCUAUUAACAAAUUUUCAGCUUGCUAUUAAUCAACUUUUUUUUCAUACGCGGGAUCCAGACCUACAAACGAAUGUUUCAUAUUGUAGUCUGAUACGAGUUACCAUAUCAAUAUUUUUUGGAUAAUCCUACUGUAUUUUUAGUGUUAUAAGGAUACAGUGACGAGUGUGCCAAGGACCGGCAAAAUAACGCAAAAUAUGGAAAACACAAUACCUUGUGAAAUAAAAAUAGGUGAAACUGUAGAGGUGAUAAAUUAUCAAUAGAAACCUAUAAAUUUACAUUAUUUUGAUAGUUUCCCACCGUUAGACGUAUUGGAGGAGUAUGGCAACUAACACUGUGAGCGGAAAAUUCUAUAUGAUGCUCCUGUGACAGUUGCACAUAUUUAUAAAAUGGCACAGUGUAGUUGUCAUAUUCCUCCGAUGCGUCUAGGAGGUGGGAAACUAGUGAUAAUGUAAUGUACAUUUAUAAGUUUCAAUCGAUAAUUUCCCACCUCUACUAGUUUUUCCGACCUCUUUUUAUUAUGUUUUCCAUCUUUUGCGUUAUUUUCCCGGUUCUUAGUAGACGCAUUACAUGAUAAAUCCUAACAAUAGCACACUAUGUCAUUAUUAAAUACACUAAGUUCCCGGCCGGUUGUUCGAACGCUAAUUAAAAAGGAAUCAACUAAUCAUUAUCAAAUAUUUAAUUACUGUCACCACCUGUCAAUGUCAACUUUGAUUGGGUUGCUGAAAACAAUUGAUUACAAUUAUGAGAUUAAUUGAUUAGUUAAUCAGUUAUGUUAAUUAUUGUUAUGUUAAUUAAUAAUUAAUUAUUCAGUCAAUUAUGUUAAUUAUCAUAAUGAUAAUUAACAUAAUUGAUUACAAUCAACUGAUUGGCGUACGAACAACGGAUUUUGUUAUUUGAUGGUUGUUAAGGGGACUUAAUUAUAAUCAACUUCUUGAUUAGGGUUCGAACAACCGGCCAUAACUUAGUUUUAAAAACAAUUCCUUUUUCCUCUUAUAAUUAUAACUAUGAUAAUAUUUAGAUUAUCUGUUAUUAGAUUUAAGUUUAUUAUUGUGGUGUAAGAAUUAUAAGUUUAGCAUCUAUACAA